AUGUAUCAAGUGAGUGUUUUUAUCCUCUCAGACAAGUGUGGUACCAAUUUAUGGACCCGAAUGGAUGAAGCGCUUGGUUGGCACCGGUGCGGUUUCGAACCAUCGAACGAUCGUGCAGGCACAGCGGAAGGUCUUACCGACUGCGUUACGUUCGUCCCCUUACUUGAUAUACCGUACUUCUCUGUGUUUGCUUUGCUCACAACACCAAUCCUUUAUUACUCACUGCUUAUGGCCGGGAAUGACUAA
This is a messenger RNA of Necator americanus (New World hookworm), 246 nucleotides long. RefSeq lists its product as uncharacterized. NCBI's taxonomy places the organism in Eukaryota, Metazoa, Nematoda, Chromadorea, Rhabditida, Ancylostomatidae. The coding region runs from base 1 to 246 and encodes 81 amino acids. The transcript has a single exon. The record is from RefSeq and is a predicted model, not a curated record.